This is a messenger RNA of Chaetomium strumarium, 1528 nucleotides long. RefSeq lists its product as uncharacterized. The record is from RefSeq and is a predicted model, not a curated record. Bases 223 to 1263 code for a protein of 346 amino acids. Lineage: Eukaryota; Fungi; Ascomycota; Sordariomycetes; Sordariales; Chaetomiaceae. The transcript has a single exon.
AUUGCCUGAUUCGGCGGGCUCAAGAACGGUGGGGUAGGCACCUUCUCCGGUGGCGGGACAAAGCUCGAGACCACUCGGGGAGGUACGAGUACGGAAAUCACGAUUCACCGGCGUGAAUGGCGUUGUCGCCUACAGAAACCUAAAUCCUACCUUACAUAUAAACGUUCUGGACCUUCAUGCCUUAAUCCAAAAUCCACGUUAAAUAGCACGUCCGACACGAUAAUGCGGGGCCUGAGCGUCGCAACAAACGCCGACCCGGCGACCGCAAAACCCCGCCGAAGCUCGAACGCGUCGCGGACGUCGUCGCCGCCACGACCGCCUGUCAGUCCCAUCACACCGCCACUCGGGCCGGCUCGCCUGCCACCUCACGCUGCUCCAUCGACCGGCACCGACAGACCUACGGUACCCGAUUUUGCUCGUGGUCGGCCAUCCUUUACACAUACCACGCAGACCGAGCAGGUGGGCGUCGUACCUCCACCGGCGCCACCGAUCGACUUUGAAACCAACCCCGACGUCAUAGCCCUAAAAAGUGCGAUAUCAAUACUACAACUGCAACGCGCACGCGCCACGGCCGAUAUUCAAACGUUGAGUCGGGCAAAGGAGGCAGCGCUUGCUGACCCAGAGGCAUUCAUAGCUGAUUUGCAGGCGGGAAGAAUACGCACCGAUGGCGAUCCGCUAUUCCCAGGGCGAGGAAGGGGCAGUACAAUAGAGGAAGAUUCGGAUGACGACAGCGACAGCAACGAUGACAAGGAAGGGGAGGAGGAAGAUGAGCGUGGAAAUGCGCAGUCCGAGGAACAGGCAGAUUGGAAUGAAACAGAACCCAGGAUCAGGAGUGAACGAUCAAAACCCGACGGCGCCUCCAGAUCACACCUACCAUCACGCAGUUCCACAGGAAAAGGGAAAGCAAAACAGAAACCCGACGCAGAAGGAGUCACCGGGAAACCACCACCCUGGCAGACCCUUCCCAAACCCCAAACGAUCGUCCGGUGUCCGCCCAUCAACUGGGCCCAGUACGGCGUGGUAGGCGAGUCGCUAGACAAACUCCAUGCCGAGCAGCUAGCCGCGCCCACACCCGGAGCACCCAUGAUCCUGGGCCCUGGCGGGACCUACGAAUUCAAGGCUGGCGGGAGCGGAGGAGGCGGUUCAGCUGCUGCUGCCGCCGGUGGUGGGAGCGAGCAAGGCGGCCGACUGGUUGGCAUCGCGGCGCCGUAUAACCCCCUGAGAGAUAAGUUGGAGAAAAAGGGCAAGGCGGGGAAGCGGUGAUAGUGGCACGGUUAUAUUCCAUGUGUUCACGCUUGAUGGCUUAUAUGACUAUGCAUAGGAAUCGGAAACUAGCGUGGUAUGACUGGAUGUUUUGAGACAUAGGAUCAGCGGCUAUUGAGGCCAGUGAUAGGCUACGGUAUGAGGCCAUGCGUUUUCCAGAAGGUCGCCCGCAACGACACACAUCAUUGUAUUACUGGGAUACCUAGAUGAGACGCUUCGGGUUUGGCCACCUAUCGGCCCAGGAAAGAAUGAGAAGAUAUUAGCG